Molecule: messenger RNA, 4828 nt
Organism: Sciurus carolinensis (gray squirrel)
Lineage: Eukaryota; Metazoa; Chordata; Mammalia; Rodentia; Sciuridae
Gene: Slc16a14
Product: solute carrier family 16 member 14
Exons: 5
Coding region: 364-1896 (510 amino acids)
Biological process (GO): monocarboxylic acid transport; transmembrane transport
Molecular function (GO): monocarboxylic acid transmembrane transporter activity
Source: RefSeq, a predicted model, not a curated record
UGAACCAGCGUGUGGAGAUUUGAAAUUGCACCGAUUGAAAGGAAGCUCAGGUUAGGCAAAGACGCCUCCAGAUGCACCCUUUUUAAAGCCACCCGGAUUGAAACAUCGAGCCUUCAGCUCCACAAAACGUUCACCUGGCCGGGCAGCCGGCGGCGGAGGAGCCCGGGAGCCCCGCACCGAGCGCUCGGAGCCGGGCGGAGAGCCGAGCGCGGCACCCGCAUCUCCAGGAUGAUAGGCGACAUUGCAGCACAGCUGCACACCCAGCCGCGUAGGGGGCUCAGAGCGGAGCGGCAAGUUCGGGGGUCGGCGCCCGCAACCGAGUGAAAGUGCAGCCCGGAGGGCGGCGCGCGGAAAUCUUGGAAAAUGUACACAAGUCACGAAGAUAUUGGAUAUGAUUUUGAAGAGGACCCCAAGGACAAGAAGACAAUGAAGCCCCACCCAAACAUUGAUGGCGGGUGGGCUUGGAUGAUGGUCCUUUCCUCCUUCUUCGUGCACAUCCUGGUCAUGGGCUCCCAGAUGGCCUUGGGUGUCCUCAACGUGGAGUGGCUGGAGGAAUUCCACCAGAGCCGCGGCCUGACGGCGUGGGUCAGCUCCCUGAGCAUGGGCAUCACCCUGAUCGUCGGACCGUUCAUCGGCUUGUUCAUUAACACCUGUGGGUGCCGUCUGACUGCGACCCUCGGCGGGCUGGUGAACUCCCUGGGCUGGGUGUUGAGCGCCUACGCCGCAAACGUGCAUUAUCUUUUUAUUACUUUUGGAGUGACAGCUGGCCUUGGCAGUGGGAUGGCCUACCUGCCGGCAGUGGUCAUGGUGGGAAGGUAUUUUCAGAAGAGACGAGCCCUGGCCCAGGGCCUCAGCACCACAGGGACAGGAUUUGGUGCGUUCCUGAUGACCGUGCUGCUGAAGUACCUGUGUGCUGAGUACGGAUGGCGCAACGCCAUGUUCAUCCAAGGUGCCGUGUCCUUGAACCUGUGUGUUUGUGGGGCGCUCAUGAGGCCCCUCUCUCCUGGGAAAGGCACCAGCCUGCCAGGAGGGAAAGAUCCCCGGGUCCUGCCAGCCUGCUCUACGGAGUCUGUGAAGUCAGCUGGACCACUGGGCAGAACAGAAGAAAAAGACAGCGGGCCCGGGAAUGAAGAGACCCUGUGUGACCUUCAAGCCCAGGAGUGCCAAGGUCAGGCCCGGCACAGGAAGAACGUGUGUGCUCUCCGGGUUCUGAAGACCAUGAGCCAGCUCACCAUGCGCAUCCGGAAGGGCUUCGGGGACUGGUACUCGGGUUACUUCGGGGCGUCCUCACUCUUUACUAAUCGAAUGUUCGUAGCCUUCCUUCUCUGGGCUUUGUUUGCGUACAGCAGCUUUGUCAUUCCUUUCAUCCACCUGCCAGAAAUAGUCAAUUUGUAUAAUUUAUCAGAGCAAAACGAUGUUUUCCCUCUGACGUCGAUCAUAGCAAUAGUCCACAUCUUUGGAAAAGUGAUCCUGGGUGUGGUGGCCGACCUGCCCUGCAUCAGCGUCUGGAACGUCUUCCUCCUGGCCAAUUUCACCCUCGUCCUUAGCAUUUUUAUUCUGCCAUCAAUGCACACGUACGCCGGCCUGGCUGUCAUCUGUGCGCUCAUCGGGUUUUCCAGCGGUUUUUUCUCCCUGAUGCCCGUGGUGACCGAGGACCUGGUUGGCAUCGAACACUUGGCCAACGCCUACGGCAUCAUCAUCUGUGCUAAUGGCAUCUCUGCCUUGCUGGGACCACCGUUUGCAGGGUGGAUCUUCGACAUCACGCAAAAAUAUGAUUUUUCCUUCUACAUAUGUGGUUUGCUUUACAUGGUAGGAAUUCUCUCCUUACUCAUCCAAUCAUGCAUUCAAAUUAUAGAACGAUCCAGAAGAAAAUACAUAGAUGGUGCACAUGUUUAGCGUCACGUGACUUCAGGCCGGAUUUCAUUUGUGGUACUCACGCCUACCUCGCUUGGCUGCUGUGAGGAGCUGUGAGGAGCUGUGACCGCGUGGGGAGGAACUUGGUAAAUGCCAUCGUCAUUGCUUUCUGCCAGCAGUACUGCCUCUGCUGGGGAGGCAUUGCCGGAAGGUAUUAAGGACCUUAGAGAAGACGUGUUUACAGCUUAUCAAACAAUAGGUACAAAUGCCCUCAUAAAGCUACUCUCUCUCCUCAUUCACUGGGACUAGGAUUCUAGAUACAAACACAGGGAAUAAAAGCUUGCCAACUCAUCUACUUCUUUGUAAGGUGAAACUCAAGUAUCUGUAUGCUUCUAGAAAGUGUAUGGAUAAGUGGGUUUCAAGCACAAGAAUACGACUGGAUUCAGAUAUUAAUUAUAGGGAGUUAUCGAUCACCAGUAGAAUGUAAAGAUAGCCUCCAAUCUCAAAGGUAAUACAAUUAAAGAAACACAGUUUAUAUUUUUACGAAAAGAAUUCUACAGUGAGGAAGUGCGAUUUAGAAAUCUUCCCGUAAGAGGCGGCAUUUGCCACCAAUUCUAAUUCAGUUAUUCAGUAUUGAGACGAGUUGAGCGGUAGGCCGGAUCCUGAGGCAGCCUCAACGAGCAGCUGCCACCAGUGAGUUCCUCAGCAGAAGCCUCACUAGCACACCACCAUCCAACCAAGGGCUACAUUCAAGCACUUUAUUCACAUCCUGGCCCGUCUUAGAUUAUGAGCAUGACCCAAGGCCUUGAACACCUUUUUCUGAGUUUCUCUUGCCCAACAAAUAGAGAACUAAUUGCUGAUUAACAUAUAUGCUGGUGAUUUAAUCACUUGUAGAGCAUGCUGCUGAAUCCAGAACUCGAGGCUGUCAAGUCGUGAGGGCAGACAGAAUGCCCUUGGUCUGGAUGAUGGUGCACCUGACGCUGGAGCGGUAGUGACCAGCGGCCAUCCCGGGGCCUCUGGCUGAUCUAUAGAUCAGUCACUUGCCUGAGCUGGGCACAGUUUUAAAAAUAAUUCUUUCAUUGAUCUCAUACACAAGAUGACUGUGAUCCAUGACAUAAAAUAACACCCUCCUUUAUCUGAGAUGUCUAUUUUUCUAAGCCAAACCUUUUUCAGACUGCAGAAUGUUUCUUCCAAGAAUCAUUUUGAAAUUUCUGGCUGCCUUACUUGUUUACACAUACCUUUAAACUAUUGAAAUUUCUACUUCUGGGGCUGGGGUGUAGCUCAUAGGUAGAGUGCUUGCCUAGCAAGUACAAGGCCCUAGGUUUGACCCCCAGCACUACGGACCAUAAAUAAAUAAAUUUCUACUUGCAAUUUGCUCAUCACACAAAAUCAGCCCUUUAAUAUCAUUGGCAGUGUCUUGAGUCAUAUUUAUCUAAAAUGAAUACAGCCCAUUUUCAAUUAUCCUUGGUAAUUAGAAACAGCAAUGCUAUUACAGUUCAAAUCACAGAAUACUGCCCCAUGCCUAAUUAGCAGCAGUUGCCACUGUACUCCAAGCCCCUCCAAGCCGUUCAGUGAUCAAAUGGACAAGUUUCCUUUUGUUUCAUCUCCGUUAUUGCCUACUCUGAUGUCAAGUGGGAGGCUUGCGGACUGAAAAGAGCACCAAAUAACAGGGAUAAUAAAAGGCAGCUAGUAGAAAUAAAAGCAUGGCUGAUAGACACACUUGAUAUUACCUCCAAUGAUUUGAGAAUUGCCUGUGAAUUAUUGUAGAUAAUAAUUUGCAUGUCAAACUCCAUUUGGUUUAGCACAACGACCUAGUUAUUAUUACAGCUUUGGCUGCUGUUACAAAAGUCUGCCCUCUCUGUUUUGAUUCAGUAAUCUUAAAAGUUGAAGCAAUGCUAUAUAUCUGUAUUUACCCUAAAAUUAGGAUAACUAGAUUGAAAACAUGCUGUGUGUUCUAAAAACUACAUUACUUCAUUACUUGCAUUCUCUGACAACACCAAAUGAACAAGAGGCAGUGUUAAAUCUUCUGAAUGGUGCUAUAGCCCACACGUCAGGACGCUCACACUUUGGGUGGUGCAUUGUAAGUGUGAACUUUUUAAUCCACUGACCCAGCUGUAAUUACUCCAAGUUAGACCUGCUCACAUUCAGUUUGUACACUUGUUUGUUGACUGACUGCAUUUAUGAUCUACCAAAUCAGCAGAUGUUCCCAUUUUACAAAACUGGAGUAAGACCUGCUUGCAAUAUUCAUGUUGACAUUGGAAUAUUAAUAUCAAGAAUUACAGCAAAUUUUUCCUGUUCAUGUUACUAUACACAGUUCUUUGAAGACACUAUAAAGAGUUAAUUGUAUGUUUAUAUCAUGUGCUUUAUAGUUUUCUCCUCACAUGCCCAAGUGACUUUCAUCUACAUAUAACUAAAUAAAAUUUGUCCUCUUUAAAGAUGGUGAGUUUUCAUAAAAUAUCUCUAUUCUUUUGUUCUCAAUGGGAACAUUCCUAAACUGUAGCUGAGGACUAAUUAUCUGUUUUGCUCUUCCACCUGCAACUGUGUUUCUUCAGGCCUGGUCACAGAACAUCCUGGAAGGAAUCAUUUAGGAUGUUGUUGUGUUGUGUUUGUUUAUAUGUAAGUUUGAAAAUUUAAAUUCAACUUUUAAAGACAGAAAAAUAAAUAAAAUAGAUAUAUUAAGAAUGUUCUAGCAAGAUUGAAAGAAUAAAAACCUAUGUCCACACAAAAACUAAAAAAUGUGUCUUCAUCCGAAUGUUAAAUUUAAAACACAGCUAUUGCAUUUCUGAAGUUUUUAUCUCUUGCAUAUGAACAGACACUAGUGAAUGAAGAUAUUUUGCCUUGUUGCUUUUAAAUUAAAAAUUGGAAACAAUUUACAUGUUCAUCAAUAGGAAAUAAAGUGCAGCGCUUAGUAAAAUUUAUGCAAACAUUUGGAAAAAAAAAGACUAUUCUAUAUAUGGAAUUGGAAAACAGUCUU